Messenger RNA from Rhincodon typus (whale shark), 9373 nucleotides. It is a transcript of the gene arhgap46b, whose product is annotated as Rho GTPase activating protein 46b. Gene Ontology annotation, molecular function: GTPase activator activity; protein binding. Gene Ontology annotation, cellular component: cytoskeleton; cytoplasm. Gene Ontology annotation, biological process: signal transduction. The record is from RefSeq and is a predicted model, not a curated record. Bases 207 to 3317 code for a protein of 1036 amino acids. NCBI's taxonomy places the organism in Eukaryota, Metazoa, Chordata, Chondrichthyes, Orectolobiformes, Rhincodontidae. The transcript has 10 exons.
UUUCCCCCCAAUACAGCUUCCCCUUUGCAAGUGCAGGAUCUCUGGCAGCUGGUUCUUUGUGUCUCUUCCAUGCCUCUCUGGGUUAUUCCCCCUGGCGAGGCGGCAGGAUCACAUUUCACAUCCGCGACACUGUUGAGAGGCUGGGCUGGAGGAUUCUUGCUCUGCGCUGCCAGCAACACACAUCCUCUGCUCGCUAUGUAACAAAAAUGGCUGAGAGCACGGAUUGGGUGGAGAUCAUUGAGCCUCGCACUCGGGAACACAUGUAUGUGAACCUGGUGACGGGUGAGUGUGGCUGGGAUCCACCGCAGCGCGUACAUGUCCGCCAGUCGAGUGAGAACCAGUGGUGGGAGCUGUUUGACCAGAACAACAACAGGUUCUAUUACUACAAUGCUCUCACAAAACAGACCGUCUGGCACCGGCCGCAGAACUGUGAUGUUGUCCCCCUGGCGCGGCUCCAGGCCAUGAAGAGGAAUUCCCAGUCGGAAAGCUGGGGCCAGCAGCCUGGCGACGGUGCGCACUCCCGGAAGAAUUCUAGCGGUGAGGUUCGCGCUUUCCCCGGCCAGCUGCCGGGGAUCCAGGACAUGGAGAAUGGGAACGAAGCUGUCAGGGGCAUGCAGAAUUCAGCAAGUCGCAAAGAAUGUGCAAGGUCCAACUCCCCAUGGCAACCCGCCCCAGGUACCAAGGCGGCAAUGCUGGUGAAGGUCGAUAGUGGAACGAGCUCGGUCUCUACCCAAGCCUUGGCGGCUCAGCAGCAGAACUCCCUUCCGGUCACCAACCAGAAAGCCAACCAGUCGACCAAGGCCUCAGGUCAGGCCCACAAGCCAGGCUGUUUCCCGCUGGGCAGUAAAACUCCUCUGGAGUCCAAACCCUCGCUGCAUUUGAAAAAGACGGAGAAUGGGGGCUUCUGCCUCGUCUUAACCAGCGGCCCUCCAUGCCAGGCUUCCCAAAAGGUUCAGCCGGGCCCAGCGCAGCCUUUGUCCCCAAAGUGUGGCUCCUCGGCCCCCAUUUACGAUGAGCCGCCCGUCGAGUCACCAAUCUAUGACGAGCCACCCAUGGAAGUGGACCCGGGCAGCACAUCGAGGGCCGGAGCAGGCCAGGCCUCGGAGAAAGAGCCUCAGAUGACCAAGCUGCUUCAGGGCCCCGGCUACCAGCAACAGCUGAUAACCAAGCACGCCAGGAAGCCAUCCAAUACGGAGUACAGCCCAGUGGGGAGGGAGUACAUCAAGCAGAUGGUGAACAUCGACCCAUCCUCCAAGCAGCCAGCUUCUUCCGACGGCAACAACGCAGGCAGGCUUCCUGCUGCGGGUCCCUCACUGCCCAAGGAUGACCAGAGGCAGCCAUGGAAGGUCCUGGAGGCGAACUCCUUGAAGGGCAGCGAGUUGCACAGUCGCCAAAGCAGCGUACAAUCACAAGAGUACCCCACCUCCGUCGUCAGCCACCAAGACUCAGGCUAUUCCACAGGCCCAUCGCCCAGCCUCCGGAGGAGGAAAGGGAGGAAGACGAUGGCGGGCCAGGCCAGACCGGGCUCUUUGGGCAGCAGCAGCGAGCUGAACGUUUUGAACGAGAAGCUGAUGGCGGAGAUGCGGGUGGUGGUCAGUCGGACGGCUGCCAUCAGGGGCAGCCAGGCGAGCCUGAACGCGGACGUGGCCGAAAGCUGUAUCUUGGCCGACAUUCACAAGAUCCGGCUGCAGUCUGAGGGCCGUCACUUCAGGCAGUACGCUAACCGGGGCUCGAAGGAAGACAUUGUGGCCAGCAACAGGUCGUUGCACAAGUUGGGCGCGGAUAUGCGAGCCUCGGUUGACAGCGAGUUAUCCACGCGGCAGGAAGUUGUCCGUCAGAAAAGGACAUUUGAAAAGGUGGAUUUUUCCAACCAUUCGUUGGAAAGAAGCCUAACGAGCCAGACUAGUCUAUCUCUACCGAGUCCCGUUCGGAACCAACCACAGCCUCAGAACAUAGGCAGCAGCCCUCAGCUUGACCCAGGAGGGCAGACCUGCAACGUGGGCUACCAUUUUCCUUACACCACACUCCGCAAGCCCCUGCCAGAGAAGAGCAUGGAAGACUGGGCAGCCAAACACCUCAACAUGCACACUCGGGGCAUCUUCAGGCGCAGGUUGUCCAUCGCCAACAUGCUCUCCUGGGUCGGAGGCUCCAUCAAGAAGCCAAUGCUGGUCACCAACGACCGCACCAUCAAGAAAGACGCCUGUGAACUCUUCAAGCUGGUGCAGAUGUACAUGGGCGACCGGCAAACCCGAAUGGAGAGGGUCCCCAUCGCCCUCGUGAUUGUCACCAAGUGCUGGACGACGCAGGGGAUCCGUGAUGAGCUUUACAUCCAGCUGUGCAGGCAGACCACAGACAAUCUGUGCUACCAGAGCCUGGCGUACGGCUGGGAGCUCAUGGCGGUCUGCUUGGCUUUCUUUUCUCCAUCGCCCAAGUUCCAGUCGUACCUGGAAGGAUACAUCUAUCGGCACACUGACCCUGCUCAUGACGUGAAAAUAACCGAGCGCAUCAAGGAGCUGGUGGAGAUGAAAAACAAGAGGUUUUCAAAAUCGAGGAAGAAGAGAAAGCAGAACAUUGAGGAGGAGGAAGAACUCCUCAUCAGCACAUACGCCAAGUACUGCUACCGCAAGCUGCAGAAGGUUGCUGUGACUGGAGGAAAGAAGGGACUCAGAAAACCAACCAUUGAGGAGAUCCAUCAUGCGAAAAAUGCCAUCCUGACCCCAUCCAUGUUUGGCAGCUCUUUGGAAGAGAUCAUGGAAAGGCAACGCGAACGCUACCCAGAGAAGAAACUGCCCUGGGUUCAAACCCAGCUCUCCAAUAAAGUACUGGCACUGGGAGGGGCACAGGUUGAAGGCAUCUUCAGAGUGCCUGGGGACAUUGAUGAAGUGAAUGCCCUCAAACUGCAGGUUGACCAGUGGAGGAUUCCAGAGAACCUUGCUGACCCCCAUAUACCAGCCUCACUGCUGAAGCUGUGGUACCGAGAGCUGGAGGAACCCCUGAUUCCUCCGAAGUUUUACCUGCAGUGCGUGAACAACUACGAGAAUCCCGAAGCUGCUGUCGCCGUUGUUGCUUCUCUGCCUGAAAUAAACCGCCUUGUCCUUGGUUACCUCAUCCACUUUUUACAGAUUUUUGCACAGCCAGUCAACGUGAGCAAAACCAAGAUGGAUGUCAACAACCUUGCCAUGGUGAUGGCUCCAAACUGCCUGCGCUGCCAGUCCGACGAUCCUCGGAUUAUUUUUGAGAACACGAGGAAGGAGAUGUCCUUCAUCCGCCUGCUCAUCGUGCACCUGGACACGAGCUUCAUCAAAGAUGACCUGUGAGAGGUCAGAGACUCUGACAGUGGCCUGGGUGGCAGGCUCAAGUUGGUCUCUUCCCGUAUUCCCUUUGAUGGCGUGGUGCGCGUGUUUGUACUCAGUUAUGCCUGCUUUUCAGUGGCUGGACAAUCACUCGUCAACAAAAAAAUGUAAUUGCCUCAAGCCAGUACCUGGAACAACCAUGGAGCAGCUCCAUCCAUUUGUACUAUUGAAUCCAAGUUGCGUUUCCUUGUGUCAAUGGUGCAGACCAAAAGCAAGGGAGACCCUGGGCCUUACUGUGUCUGAGAUGUUAUGCAUGAAGUUUGUUUUCUAAAAACUUUUCGCCAAUAAUGAUAACUCAAGUCUAUUAGUUUGUGUGUGUGUGUGUGCGUGUGUGUGUGUAUGUGUGUGUGUGUGUGUAAUUCUCUUUUUUGCACUGGUCAGAGUUAAGAAGGUGCCUCAUGACGGAGAUAAUCAAGCCAUUAGUUGGAUUGGGUUAUCAUGAUCCUUGUCCCCAUGCUGCAUUAUACAGCAGCUACUGCAAUAUUCCACAGCAUUCUAAUGCAGCAACAGAAGGAGGAAGGCGAAAUGACACUGAGGCUUUUGGGAGAGGAAGCAGUUUGGGAGCUUUUCUGUCUACCCUAUCUGAAUUGUUGUAUGACUGAGCAUCGAAAACAGUGAGGGGAGCUGGGAGUGGCGUUGUACAUGUGACCUUUUAUUUUGUUUUCUUUUGUAAGAAAGAAACCGCACACUCUAAAUAGACAUUAACAAAGGUGAAUAUGUGUCUUUUUUCCUUCUUGAAACAAAGAGAGACAUUUGCUAGUUUUGGUUUUCAAAAAAAAAACCUCUUCCCUUUCCAGUGCCCUGAACCAACACUGAGCUAUCACUCUGAUGGCUCACUGUGCCUUCACAGGAGGGAGACUUCACAACAUGAUUGUAAAACUCCAGCUGAUGUUUCAAAUGCCUUGGUCACUGAUGAUGUAAUUGAGUUGAUUGAAUAUUUCAGUUAAUAUUGUUUUAAGAUUUUAUUUGUAAGUUCGUCCAUGGGAUGUGGGUAUAGCUGGCUAGGACAGCAUUUAUUGCCCUGGAGAAGGUAGUGGUGAGCUGCCUCCUUAAAUGGCUGCAGUCCCUGGGGUGUAAGUAAUGGAAGGAUGAUCUGUGUCCUCCCGAUGCUUAACCACGAAAGAGUGCAUUUUUAGUGUAAUGUGGCAGACAGCAACUUUACUGCGUGCAGAUACGUGUCAGAGUGUGCAUUCCAGAUUUGAUUUUUAUUGAGUCCAUUUCCCAGCUUGGCCCAGUCCCACUCCAUAAGUGGAGUGCACUCUUGGUUUCAGCUGGUGGGCAAUCCCCACUUAAUCAUCCAUACCCUCAAAAUUCAGGGAUUUGCAACUUUUCACAGUUAACCGCAAAACUAGUCUUCAGUUCACAGAGGUGCUCACACAAGGUUCUGAAACGGAAAAGUGCCGUCUGUAUGAAAUACCCUCUGCUAAGACAAUCAGGGGCCUAAGGAUGCGGUACCGAGCGAAUCAUAUUAGCGUUUCUAAAGGCCUACUUUGUAUUUAUGUUAAAAGUAUCUGUGAAGUGAUGUGAGUGUUUGUCUUUAAGGCUAAUUAUUUCACUUUGUGAUUUUUCUCUGGUAGACUCUGUGGAGUCUUGCUGGAAACAGAAGAGCUAUCUGUGUCUCUUCUUGCCAGGAUAUAGGUUAUUUUAUCCUUUUUUAUAAUCAUCAGAUCCAUAACCCACAGGAGUUUUCAACAGCGUGAUUGCCAUUCUAGAGUAUAAAUUUACAAUAAAAUAGGCAUCCUAGGAGAUCGCAAAAAUCUCGUUUAAGGCUUGCACAGCCCCAUCAUGGCAUUCAAAUUGGAUUUAGUAAUUAAUGGGAACAAAGGCCCACUAAAUUUGGACAUUUGCUUUGAGUUAACUCUCAGCUAACAGCAUCUGGCUUUAGGCAUAUUUUCAAAUUUAAUCAUUGCCACUUGAAACUGAUUUAAUUUACAUUUUGAUAACUGGAUAUCUUAAUUUUGCAAUUAAGAAUGAGCUCAAACCAUUAUUAAAUAGAUUAAAUGGGAUGAGGCUGUUUUGAUCCAUUGAUUUUUGUGUAUAAUGUAAUAAGGAAUGUUAUUAUUUUUACUAUCUGGUUUACUUUGAGAGGGCCAGAUGGAGAGGAGGGUGAGGUCCACUCUCCUGUACGUUCAUUAUAAUCAUUUGUUCCUCAUUCUAUCCACACCCUGGGGUGAGUGGGUCAAGUGAUCCAGUUUGUACCCAGUCCCCCAGCCACUCAACAUUGCCAGGUCUUGAGGAGCUGUGAAUGGUUCUGAGAUGGGGUUGUGCCAAUUUAGUGGCUGUUCACUCUCUUGCCUUUUCCCUACAGCUUCUGUACUAGACUACUCAGGCUACACAGCAGAAUUAUACACCUGAUGCUAGACUUUCCCAAGCAAGACUUGAAAGCAAAACAUGGAUUUUUGAUGAGCUUGUAUUGAGGACUGGUAAUUUCUCUCAUUUGAAAUUGAGCUUGGAUGGCACACAGCACCUACCUGUUGUAAACUGGCUGUGAUCAGCCUUUCAGAGUGAGAAAAACUGUUUAGCUCCAAGUUCAUGGAAAGGCCUAGUCAAAUCCAACUGCCCUGACUCAUGGUUGAGUGUUUAUUGUUAUUUUUCUGCAGUAGAACUAGGCCAGUUUUACCUAACUGUGGUUUCCUGUGUUCUUGAUUGUGGCUCAUCACAUGGCAGCUGUCCAAUUUUUUUUAAACAAGUAAUUAUUUUUAGAAUGUGGUUUAAUGCUAAAUUACAAAUGUCUAUCUUGUGCCUAAGCCAUGUGUCGAUGAGGGCCUGUUCUCCGAAAUUAUGUUGUGAGUUUAGAGAUCACUUUUUAGUUCCAACUCCAAGGUGUUGCUUUCAGAUUUGGAAAAUUCGAAAAUGAUUGAAAAUCGUACACUUGGACCUGAACAGACAGGUUCUGAUAUUCCACACAAGCAGUUUCUUUCUGUUGUAAGAUGAAACCAAGUGACAGCAGUAUCUUUGUUGUUACUUACUGGGGCCUAAUCUGUCAGAUAUACCUCACUGAGGUGUUCUAGCCCAGAAGGUGGUGCAGUGAGGGACCAUCAGUAUUACAGAAUGCCUUUAAGAAUGAGGUUAUGCGUUCACUGAAGUUGACGAUCAGUGGUGUUGCAAAUGCAAGAGUGCCAAAUGUCAAAGGAUCACAACAAAAUAAUUUGGUGCUCUUGCGUUUGUCCAGAUGGAUGCAAGACAAAAUGCUUUGGCAACACAUGUCUCGCGCUCUUUCUCUCUCUCUCUCUCUCUCUCUCUCUCUAAUAUGUAAGUUCAGUAUUACCAAGUUGACUGUAUGUUGCAAAGAUUUAAUCUUGGAAUCAAUCGUCCGCAAGUUGCCUGGUUCUGGGGCCUUGCCGUUUUAGCCUAUGCCUUAACAGGAAAAUGAUAAAGAGAUGACCAAUCUGAUAAUGCUGCUAAAGCUUUAAUUCAAUCAUUUCUUGUCCCUUCCUCCACCCACCCAUCUAGUUUAUCUGAUUGAAAGGUUAAUGCGUGAUCUUUCUUUCGCCAGUGUAAUUUUUGUGGUUUUCUCUCCCAUAUUCUCCCACGGCUAACAUGCAUCACAGCAGCAGAAUCUAGCCAGUGUUAGUAUCAGCUGUUGUCAAGAUGUCCUAUUUUUAUAACAAAAAAGAUGGCUUUUCCAAAAAAAAACUUUCUGAAUUGUAGCUUGCUCCAUUUAUAUAUUCCUCUUAAGUUUAUAUUUCUGCUGUAUAACUGUACAAAAUAUAUUUUAAAAUUGUUCUCCAAUUAAAGGAGUGUGUGGUCUAACCUUCAGUGAGAGGAUGUGUUGUCUAGAAGGGAGAGUGUCUAUAUAAUUAUGUACAAUUAAACAUUGAUAAUUAUUACAGUUGUGCAGCUAGUUAUCCUGGCAGAGCAUCUAUUUUAUCUUUUGUCAGACUGCACACUUUUGUUAACAAGGUAUUUUACUUCCUCCCCUUUCUCACCCUCUCGUUACUCCCCGCAUCCUUGUUAUCCCCAAUGCCCCUGUUCCUCCCUGUUCCAUCGUUACUCUCUAUGCCCCAUUACUCUGCCCCCAUUUGUCCCCAACCUUGACCCUCCUCAUGCUCCAAAUGUAACCCUCCCCCAUGACCUGGGGCUAAAUGAUCUACCUUACAGCUUAUGCUGAGGAGCUUCAGGCAUGAACCCACAGCAUCUUAACACACCACUGGAGACCCACCUGCUUCACCCUGAGGUAGAAGCCUGAUGACAGAUUCACUAACCGUGGGCAUUUUCUUCAGUGCCCCCGACUUUUCCAUUUUCCCUGGAAAGAUCCAUUGCCUGCUGACUCAUGCACUGAAAUCGAGUGGAUCGAAACGCUUCACAGAUUUGCUGUCCCAGUGACCUACUGGACUGUCCAUUGUUAGAUGGAACCUUGCAGAAAAGAAGCUCCCCUGUUUGGAUGUUCUUAUGAGAUCGGUUCGCUGUCUGAAGUCCGGUUAGCCUAUUGAGCGCAGGGAUUAUCCUGAGUGGUCCUGGGUUAGAGAGUUGGGCGGGUGGGGAACCAGCCUUUCACUCCUGGCUCUGACACAGUAAGCCCCAAUGGGGGGUGUGCGUGAGUAAGAUGCUGGUUUAGGACUGGUCUGGAUGGCCCCUGCAGCUUCCAGUCCUGAGUAAACUCCUUGCCCUUGCCCAUGGUGUAGGCCGAAUAGAGCAAUGUACCAAGAAGCUGACACUUUCCCCGGAAUCAUCAACACUAGCCCCACUCCUUGCCAGGCAGGAGUUGUCACUUUUAGGAACGGGAGGUAAGAUGUAAGCAGAAACUCCAUUGAUGCCCUUUUAAAAUGUCCCAUUGCACCAUCUAUGGGAACUAAAGCAGGCCCAUCAAUCUGCCACAUAGUUUGAGGGUGAGAUUAUUUGUACGAUACACCUCGCAUGACUGCAGAAUAUUUCCUGGUCUUUAUGCUGCCAUGUGCAUUCUGGCUUUUUUCUUGGUGAAGGGUGGAAUUUUAAUUCUUGCCAAAUGGAAUAUUCACAGGAUCGGACGGAUCGCUGUUUUGCGCCCCACUAAUCGGGCGAGCGUUAACACACCCCAUCUGUCACGGAACUGAAGGGACCGGGUGCAGUGUGGAAUACAGCUGCCUGCUGAAAGUAAUAUUCAGUGUAAAGUUAAGAUUUCCAUUCGAUCCAUGGAUUCCUGGGCUGAGGAGCUUGGUUAAAAUCAGCCCCAUCCCACUCCCAAUGAUGCUAAUUAUAUGCACCCUUUCAUUGUUUAAAGUAAUUCAAUUCUGUGGAGGUACUGACAACAAUUUACAUUACUGUUUGUGCUCCUGCACACAGUACAAUAUCUGGUAUUACACUACUGGAUGUUUUGUAAAUAUAGUUUUAUUUGAUAUUUCUGUACAUUGAUUAUUACAAAGGAUUCUUUGUGAUGGACAGUUUCCCCCAAAAUUGAGGCUGGGGAAAAAUAAAGUGACUGAAAACAAGCAGUCGGUUUCAGUAAUAAUACGAUAAAAUUAAACCUCAGAAUAUCCAGGUGGUGGGAAUGCACAUAGCCAUUGUAGCUUUAAAAACAAACCUCGUUUAUUCAUUUUCUUUUUAUUUCCCCAUCAGGUAUUUACCUAAAUAUUAAUUGUACAGUUUGAAGGGAGGUUGAAUGUGGCUUAGAAAUAAUAAACUCAAAAUGGAAUUGACUUUCUGAAUGAGUAACUGGGGAAAGGGAUUUGCCUGUGUGUGUGUGUGUGUGUGUGUGUGUGUGUGUGUGUGUGUGUGUGUACGUGUGUGUUGUAUGGAGAUUGUCUUAUUAAAAGCAAAACCAAAUAUGUAACCACUCUUGAUUUUGUUUCUUUUUGUACAUUGUGUCAUUUGAAAUAUGCAUUAGUGUUAAUGUGUAAAACUGUGUUGUAAACUUCUCUGUAAACAAACAUUGCUGUUCAUUUUUUUUUUAUUGUUUUCUUUGCACUUAGCUUCUCCUUCAUGCUGUGAUAUGUUAAUGCUUUUUGACAGGUUGUAUAAAAGCAGAAUAUUUUUUGUGUACACUGGAUGUUUCCUUGCGCAACAGAAAUGUAAAUAAAAACUACAAGAUUCUGACCUUAAAA